CCCUACCUCAUAAUCGUAAAAGUAGAUAUUUCAAAUCUUCAUUACGCACGAAGCUUUACAGAUUCUAUCUAGACGCCUAAGUAAAAUCGUAUAUAAUCCAAGCCAUCCGAUUUAAACUACAUAUAUAUAUAUAUCUGAGCUAACUCGCUAUCCCGGAUUCUCCAGCCACUUUACCAAACAAACAGACACUGGGCAAUAAGAAGGAUUCCGAAAAAAGCAGGGUUGUCCACAACUAUAUGUGGUUGGCUGCUUGAGUACCUCCAGGUAACUCCGAGGGUUGUGUCGCCUAGGGGGUUAUAUAACUGCAAGCCCACGCCUAUAGCUUUUUUAUUAUUAUACCUACCGUUCGCUUCUCUACCAUACAUAAACCGCAUACCCCUACCAUGGCGCGAAUAAGCCAGCCUCCCCGUGGGCCUUCCAAGCCCGUCGUCCCCCAAUCCCAGCGUCCGCUCAACGGGCUCUUCGUGCUCGCCUUCGCGGGCCUGUUCGUCCUAUUCACGUGGCUGAUGCGUGUGGAGACCGUCGUAAGUGGCGUGCCGGUAAACUUCAACGUCGUCCUGGAGGAGGGCCGUUUCGACAAUGGCAUCCCUGUCGAGACUAGCUACACGGGCAUCAACGCUGUCGACGAGGUCGCCAAGUUCCUCGUCAUUGCCUUCCUCGAGGGCACCGCGGGCUGGGAUGCCGGUGUGCAUGCCCAGCAGACGUAUUUCUUGCUGGAAUGGUUUGCCGUCGUGUGUGUCUGGGGCGUGGAGGCUAGUCGCAGACGGAAUGCUUGGAAGGCUGUUAGUUUUGUCGGGUUUACUGCGUUUCUAUACCAGCUCAUUGGCGCCGCCGUAAUCGCGCCUCUGUAUUACUUAGCAUACGUGGUGGCAUCUCGGCAGGAUGGAUACUACUUCCAGGGCCGAGAGUUAUCCGCUGGCCAUGCGGCGUCGCUGCUCCCGGCUCUUAUCAUUGGAUACCUUAUCCCGUCGGUCACCAUGUGUUACCCGUGGGGCGACAUCAGGACGGCGCAGUACCUGACGGCAUUCUGGCAGCCCGCCCCUGUUUUCGCCAGCGUGCUAGUCUCGGUUUUCUCUUUUCUGGUACCUACAUCGCCAACCUCAGUCGCUAAGAAUGGUGAUGUCAAGCACCUCAAGCGGGCGUACCUGAUCGUCGGGCUUGUAACAACAGUUGUGCACGUUGGCAUGCUUUACGCCUGCCUCACGUCGGACGACCCGAGGCUUUCGCUCAGCUAUGUGUUCCUGCCGAAUAGAACUACCUGGAAAGACAGCAUGGGCUUGGGACUGCACUACAUCUUCCAGAUCGACUUCUUCGGUUCGUUCGGCUCCACGCUGUUCUGGUGCUGGCUUGCUGUUUACGAUGUUCUGCGGAUACUCGGCAAACCUACUACAAUAGACUUAAUCAAGAUAGUACUAGGCAUUGUAUUUGUUACGGUUGUAGCUGGCCCGGGUACUGCCAUCAUUGCAGUUUGGAACUGGAGGGAGGAUAGACUCGUCAUGAUCGAAAGCGGCGUUAAGGGAACUUGGAAGAAACCAAAGGCCGCGUAGAUACGGGGUUAUAUAUAUUUAUAUCUUCUGAAAAAUAUGUCAACCAUCGUGUCGGAUUUGUAAAUUAAGCAGCUUCUUAGUUCUUACAAUCUAUACUGCUAUGUGUAAUCUAGUUUCACGAAAAUACAUGUCAC
Daldinia decipiens is the source of this 1681-nucleotide messenger RNA. RefSeq lists its product as uncharacterized. NCBI's taxonomy places the organism in Eukaryota, Fungi, Ascomycota, Sordariomycetes, Xylariales, Hypoxylaceae. The transcript is spliced from 3 exons. The record is from RefSeq and is a predicted model, not a curated record. The coding region runs from base 384 to 1547 and encodes 387 amino acids.